Molecule: messenger RNA, 1632 nt
Organism: Closterium sp. Yama58-4
Lineage: Eukaryota; Viridiplantae; Streptophyta; Zygnematophyceae; Desmidiales; Closteriaceae
Source: the annotation of a GenBank genome assembly
AUGGCACUUUAUGAGUCAUAUAGGCAGAGAUUUAAGCUAUCCGCAAGAGGCGGCGGCCCGCUCACGCAUUCUCCUGACGCCAGAAUUCUAGUGCUCGUGGAUGAUUACGACGACAGGCAGUCCGAGAGCACGAACCUCGCUCCAGAUGGGCGAAUCUCCCUCUUCUUCGAACAAUUUGGUUGCGAAAGUUACCCGUACCUUCGCAAACGUCGCCUCGCGAUGCUGUCCAAGGCACCAAUUCGAGGCACUCUGGAAGACUGGCUUGCUAGCAGCGAUAGAUUCGCGGGUAAAUGGGACAACGAUCCUAAAAAUGAUGUAACAAGGAUGUUUCACGGCGGUGAUGAUGAGGACCGUAAUGGGGUUGCUAGUGGAGCGACUAAUACUGAAGACAACCGCGAGGGUCUCUCACAUUCAAAUGACACCAACGGUUGGGAUUGCAAGGAUAGCAGGGAAAUCGCGGAAAGCACGGAUGCUUUACGAGAGGCGAGAUUUCUGAAUGCGAUCCAACAGCCUCUGACAGCAGCUUUAGAUCUGGUCCGUGAGAAACUGCAGCACCAUGCUGUUUCAGCAGCAGAGGGUGUUGCUGUGACAACAGUGGGUGCUGCUGCUGAUAAUGGAUUCAGGAGGGUCAAGCUCCUGGUCCGGCUUGGCAAGCUGCUCUUCUCGGCGCAUGGAAACAGAAAUCGUCUGACCAAGGUCCCACCCUUCUCUGCGAAACGACUAGAGGACUACAUGAGUGGGAGUGAGCAGCAGUUGAAGCUGCCGAUUCACAGGGUGUUUGAAACGCACGUCCCUGACAGCGUGUGUGGCGCAUUGGAGGAGAUUGUCUUGAGAGAUUCAGGUCUGGCUUGCAAGAGCAGUGAGAAAUACGACAUUCAGGUGCUUGAUACCUGGUCGCGAGUUAUCUACAGAGCAAGCUGUAUAUAUGAUGAUGAGAAGCAACGCCUUUUCAUAAAGAAGGUGAAGAAGUUUCCGGUUCGCUAUGGAGUCUUCGAGAUUGCACGGCCAGGCAAGGCCCUGGAUGUGCGUUUGAUUCUGACCGUUGAGACACAUCUGCCAACUCUAGACGAGGCACUCGGAGCUGCAUUCCACAAGGUGCUGGAGGCAGCGCAAUUUGACCCAGAAAGCCCGGGAGGGGUGCGCAUUCCAGAGCACAUGAUCGAAGGACAAAAGGGGUUUGAUGUUACCAGCAUGGAAUGUGACUCUAGCAGCAGUGAUUCUGAAGAUACCAGCAGAAUUGGCAGUUCUUAUGAUGUCAGCACGCGGGAUUCUGAAGUCAGCAGCAGAUUCUCAGCUAAUAGCACUGUGAAUACCAGUGGUGGGAGCAGCAGCAGUGAAGAGAGCGGGAGGUUUCAAGUGAGAGCGGUCCGGCAUUUAUCCGUGAGGCGAGUGCAGGCGGAAGGGAGGCUAUGGAAGUUUUCCCGUGUGGAUGGGAUUGAGUACAAGCAGGGAGGCGGGCGGAAAACGAACAUAGUAGAGGUGUGCCCGGCGCUGUGGCAGCAGCAGCUCAAGGGGCACGUGCUGGAGCCUGCAUGCUCCAAGGAGCAACAGCAGCACCCUUCAUGGACCUCAGAGCACAUCAUUUCGGAGUGCCCUGCGCUGCUUGCAUGGUUAGCUUGGAAUUUGCAAUGA